Messenger RNA from Bradysia coprophila, 2825 nucleotides. Its product is annotated as insulin-like receptor. NCBI's taxonomy places the organism in Eukaryota, Metazoa, Arthropoda, Insecta, Diptera, Sciaridae. The record is from RefSeq and is a predicted model, not a curated record. Gene Ontology annotation, molecular function: protein binding.
AAACGGUCGCCUUCAAUUUGAAAACAUUGGAGCGUUGUUGAAGGAAAAACCAUUUUUUUUAAAUUUUCGUUUAGCUUUCGCGAUCGAAUUUGUGCUAGCAUUUUCACGAAAAUCACUUAUUUAUUUCGUACGGAUUAUCGUCCAAGGGGUAUCCACAAACAGUUUAUUUUGUGAUAUAUGAAAGUGAAUCAAAUAUUUGACAAGCACUUUUUCGACGGUUUGGCACAGUGAACAUGAAUAUUCUUCCCGUAUCCGCACGUACUCCAUGGAUCGUUGUAGAGAAAUAUCGAAGAAAGCGAUGGCCACCACGUGUAUUUUUUCUAGUACUGGGCGCAGUGACGAUGAUACUUGGAAUGAGUUUAGUUGAUGCAGGAACUGAUGAUGGAAUUUGCCGAAAUAUCAAAAUUAUGUUUGAGCAGAGCGAACUUAACGCGCUAAAGGAUUGUCGGAUCAUUGAAGGAUCUUUGAUUAUUGGCAAUCUUCAUAGCGACAACGAAACAGACUACGACGGCUUUACGUUUCCGAAUUUAGUUGAAAUUACCGACUUUAUGUUACUGUUCCCCAAUCUACGAGUCAUACGUGGAAAUCGUCUGAUGAACAAUUAUGCGCUGAUAAUUUAUCACCUGCCGCAUCUACAGGAAAUUGGACUGAAGUCAUUGACAACAAUCUCACGUGGUUUCGUCCGAAUUUCGAAGAAUCCUGAGCUCUGUUUCGCUGACACGAUAGAUUGGACUUACAUAGCGAACGGAACGAGUGUCGACGAUCAUUUCAUUGAUUCGAAUCAACACAGAAAUCGAUGCAAUGUUUGUCCGACGCGAAUCGGACUUUACGUCGACGGGAAGUACGUAAAUGGUAGCGACAUCGAUUGUCCGAUAUCAAAGUUGGAUUCGAAGAAGAGACAUUGCUGGAAUGCUCAAACUUGUCAAAAAAUCUGUCCAGAGUCUUGUGGUGAACGUGCUUGUAACGAUCAGCUCGAAUGUUGCGACGAGAACUGUUUAGGAUCCUGUGAUUCAGAUGGAACAAUAUGUACAUCAUGUCGACACGUCAGUGUCGGAUCGUUGGACGCAAGAACUUGUGUUGACAAGUGUCCCAAUCCUUUGUUUAUGUUUGAGAAAGGACGAUGCUUAACGAAUGUAGAGUGUCUGCAUGCGGACCGCUUUGAACAAUUCAUUCCGUUCAACGGUACGUGCCAAUCUACGUGUCCGGACUUGUAUUCGCUAGAAAUGGAAAAAGGUCUCUUAACAUGCAAGUCAUGUAAUGGAGUAUGUAGAAAAGAAUGCGACGGUGGCAUCAUACAAAGUAUAUCAGAUGCUCAACUUUAUCGGGGUUGUACGAUAAUAAACGGAAUGCUCAUUCUGCAGAUUCGUCGAGGAGGGGCGCAAGCAAUCGCAGAACUAGAAGAAGCUCUGUCGAACAUCAAAGAAAUCCGAGGAGCCUUGAAAAUUACGCGAUCACUUCCUCUAGUGUCGUUGAGCUUUUUCAAAAAUUUACGGGUAAUUCAUGGGAAUGCUCCAGACUAUUACACUCUCUACGUCAUGGAUAACCCGAACCUAGAAAGUAUCUUCGAUCAUCCAGUGGCGAUCGAACGAGGAAAAUUGUUUUUCCAUUUCAAUCCAAAGUUGUGCUACCAAACCAUUCAAAGCAUCAAGAAAGACGUGACUGAUUUGAGCGAUGUUCAGGACUUCGCAAUAGAAGACGUGUCAAUUAACUCAAACGGCGAUAAAGUGACGUGCAGUCUAACUACUCUCAAUGCUAAGGUGGUUUCAGUAAUGCAAUUUGCUGCGAUUGUAGAAGUGGAAUCCAAACAGUACGAUGACUAUCGUGUCUUAUUGGGCUACGAUUUGUAUUUCAAGCCAGCUCCCUACAAAAAUGUCACAAUGUUUGAUAGUCGGGCCACCUGUGGCGACGAUGGUUGGCAAGUGGAAGAGACUACGAUAUUCGAUCGGAGAGCAAAUAUUGUGCAAAUUGUUUUGAUCAAUUUGAAGCCGUAUACACAGUAUGCGUACUACGUUAAAACGCGUACUGUUGCGUCGGAACCGAAUGGCGGUCAAAGCGAAAUUCAAUAUUUUCGAACGUUGCCAUCGCGACCCGGUAUGGUACAGAAGAUGAAAAGUAAACGGAGUAAAUCUACUUACAAAUCUCAGGAAGAUCCUGUGAGAAAAGCGCCAAUUGAGUAUGGCGAAGUCAACAACGAAUGUUCGUGUGAUAAAGUUGUCACAACACCAAGGCUGAAAGACAAAGCAAAUUAUUACGAAGAAGACAUUAACUUUGAAAAUGAAAUUGAAAAUCUGCUCUACGUCAGGCGUCGUGUCGUUAAUAUGAACGACGAACCGAAAGGAAGACGUCGUCGAACUAUUGGUACAACCGACGAUUUUGUUGAGUCGAGAAUGGUGGAUGGUCAUUACGAGGAAUUUUACAGCAAUUCGACCGAAUUCAACGUUCAUACAUUGACAUUGAACCAAUUGAAACAAUAUUCGAUGUACUCGGUAUCGGUGCAAGCGUGUCAAAAUGCGGACGACAUUCCGUAUUUCGAGGUAAUUAGAGAACGAAAUGUGAAUACCGGCUCGUCAGCGUUGAAGAUCUAUUGGCCGGAACCGGAAAAUCCCAACGGCUUUAUAGUGGCGUACACCGUCACCUACAAACGAGUCGACUUGGAUAAUAUUUGGCCUGUCGAACAAUGCGUAACAACUACCAGCUACAAACAUUGGAACCGUAAAAUUCCAGUCCUUCCUUUGUCUAAUGGAAAUUAUUCGGUUUCGGUGAGAGCGACAUCACUUCAAGGAAAUGGUCGUCAUACGCCAUCGCAAACCAUUACUAUCGAUUAG